GCUCCCUACGAUGGGGAGGAACCCAGCCCCCGUAGCCUGUCCCCCUCUACUCCAGAUGAAGUCACGGUAUCGCCGGACUACUUCUCCCCACCUGCCCCUUCCUCCAGAACCCAGGAGAGCAAAGAGCGGGAGGGGCGGAGGCACAAUGUCACCCCGAGGACUAAGAAAAGAAGCUUACAGGAGGAGGAAGGGCAGGGAGCGGGAGGUCAGGGAGGGGUGCUAGAUGGAGGACACACAGAAACAUCUCAUGAUGGUAAUGCAGGGCCCGUUCUCAUGAAUGGCUCCAUAGCAGAGGAACAGGGGUAUUUGGGUGGUGCACACAGCGGGUGGCCUCACAUCCUGGGCGCACCGAAGACGUAGAAGUGAAGAAAGUGAAACGUGAACCGGUGGAGGACAGCAGACCCUCCAGAACAGAGGUUGAGGAACUGGUAAUGGGUACAGAGAAUGGACCGGAGGAGAAAGGUGGUCCUCACAGAGAUCCACAGCACUGGGCAUCCUCUAAGUGGGAGACGGCGGAGUCUGUAGACAGCCUGAUAGAUGAACUCCUAGACCGAGCUCCGGCCGAGGCCAACGGGACUCAUCUGAGCAUUGAGAAGCUGGGAGAGGAGCUGAAGGAGAUGGAGGACAGCAUGAGGGGGGUGGCUGUUCAAGAGGAGCCGACGGAGAGACACAUGAGGAUCCCUUCCGAGGAGGAUGAGGAUGGAGAUAUCAUCAGCAGAGAGAUUGAAAACACUAAGAGCAGAUCAGAUUCCCUGACCCUCCUCCUGAGCAGUCCUUUGAGAGCACAGACCAGCACUCAGCCUUAUACUGGACCCUUCAUGGCCAUCCUGUUUGCCAAGCUGGAGAACAUGCUCACCAACUCUCUGUAUGUGAAUUUCCUGCUGACGGGGAUCAUUGCUCAGCUGGCCUGCCACCCGCAGCCCCUCCUCCGCUCCUUCCUUCUCAAUACCAACAUGGUGUUCCAGCCCAGCGUCAAGUCUCUGGUGCAGGUCCUCGGCUCUGUGAAGAAUCGGAUCGAAGCGUUUGCAGCCUCUCAGGACGAUUUCCCCACACUACUCUUCAAAGCAAAGAAGUUUCUGAUCGCCCGAGGAAAGCUGGACUGGAGUGAGGGGCCCCAACUCUGUCCCCUGCCCUACGCCGCUCUGACACUCUGGUAAAAAAGCCGCAAACCGUCCAUCGGGGAGCUGAUAUUACGGCACACCAACAGCCCAACUCGAGCGAGGCAAGCCGCACAAAUGGCCUUUCAGCACGUCCGGGACGGGCAGGUCCUGCACGCACUUUCCGGGACAUCCAUCUUCAAGUCGUCGGCGGAAAAGCAGAACGAGGCGCUGCGAGUCAAGAAUGCUGUGUACUGCGCAGUAAUAUUCACCGAGUUCAUGAAGGAGCUGGCGGCCAUAACGCAGGAGCACGCCGUCACUUCGCCGUACCUUCCGGCGGACACGGAGGAGUGA
This is a messenger RNA of Staurois parvus, 1451 nucleotides long. The record is from the annotation of a GenBank genome assembly. NCBI's taxonomy places the organism in Eukaryota, Metazoa, Chordata, Amphibia, Anura, Ranidae.